Molecule: messenger RNA, 2016 nt
Organism: Fragaria vesca subsp. vesca
Lineage: Eukaryota; Viridiplantae; Streptophyta; Magnoliopsida; Rosales; Rosaceae
Exons: 12
Coding region: 1-2016 (671 amino acids)
Source: RefSeq, a predicted model, not a curated record
AUGGACUCAAUGCCUAUCAACUGGGAAACCCUCGACGCUCUCAUAAUCGAUUUCGCCAAAUCCGAGAACCUGAUCGAGGACUCAUCUCCGACUCCGCCGUCGUCUCCGUCGUCCGUUUCGUCGUCGUCGUAUCACUCGCGGCGGAUUAUCCGCCGGAUCAGACGCUCUUUGGAGGCCGGUGACAUUGACGCCGCCGUUGAUCUACUCCGCUCCCACGCGCCGUUUGUUCUCGACGAUCACCGCCUCCUCUUCCGCCUUCAAAAACAGAGGUUUAUUGAGCUGUUGAGGAGAGGCUCUCCGGAGGCGAGGGAAUCGGCGAUUAGUUGCCUGAGAACUGCUCUGGCUCCGUGUGCUCUUGACGCCUAUCCGGAAGCGUAUGAGGAGUUCAAGCAUGUACUACUAGCUUUUAUUUAUGAUAAAGAGGAUCAAGCUUCUCCGGUAGCAAAUGAGUGGUCUGAAAAGAGGAGGGUUGACAUUGCUGGAUUGGUUUCCACUGUCUUAAGAGCCCAUUUACAUGCUUAUGAUCCAGUGUUCUCAAUGACCUUGAUUUAUUUGAUAAGCAUACACAAGGGCUUCUGUCUUCGUCAAGGAAUCUCAUCACCCAUUUCAGACCUUACGCAGAGGUUGCUUCUUGAGGAGCGCGAUCCCCCAGCAAUACCCCAGGAAAGCCUGUCUGAAGCACCUCCUUUUGAUGAGGUGGACAUACAAGCUCUAGCACACGCUGUAGAGCUUACAAGGCAGGGAGCAGUAGAUAGUCUGAGAUUUGCUAAGGGUGAUUUGUUUCAGGCUUUUCAGAACGAAAUAUGUAGAAUGAGAGUUGAUGUUACCCUGCUUGAUGAGCUUGUUCGCGAGUACUGUGUUUAUAGGGGCAUUGUGGAUGCUGGAAUGCAAAGCCCUUCCAAAUCUUUGAAAGUUGACCAAUCAGUGGCUGGUUAUUCUUUGUCAAGAGACAGUUCUCAUGAGGUGCAAUAUGCCAGCAAAAAUUCUGAUGGUGAAGUCUCCAUUAGUACUGAUCAGCGAUGUGGUUCCCCUGAAAAGAAUUCUGAUGUGGCUAGCAUGGAAGGAAUUGAGGUCGAACUACGUUAUGCUUGUGAGUCAACCAGCAACCAUGAAGAUUGUAGCACCAGUAGUUCACAUCAGCCUGAAAAUCUUAGAGUUCCACAAAGAUACAGAACCAAUAUAAGUGCAGAAAGAAGUAAGCGCAAGCGAUGGAUGGGAAGACAAGAUGAUCUUGGGUUUACUCCUGAUGUUUCUUAUGCCAACAACGUUGAUAAAUAUGAGAUUGUGCUUGGGAUGAAGGAGCUAGCUAGCAAAGGAAUGGCUGCAGAGGUUGUAGAAGAAGUUAAUGUGAUGGACCCGAACUUUUUUGGGCAAAAUCCUCUUCUGCUGUUUCAACUUAAGCAGGUUGAAUUCCUUAAGCUUGUCAGCUCUGGUGACUGUUCUAGUGCUCUGAGGGUUGCAUGCUCUCAUCUGGGUCCUUUAGCUGCUAGUAAUCCAUCCUUACUAAAACCCUUGAAGGAGACUUUAUUAGCAUUGCUCCAACCUGAUGAAGAUGCACUUAGAAAAGGCUUCCCGUUGCAUGCUCUUGCAACUUCACUCCAGGUUGCGAUUGGGAAGAGGCUUGGCAUUGAUGAACCCCAGCUUAUGAAAAUAAUGAGAGCAACCCUUCACACACAUAAUGAGUGGUUUAAACUUCAAAUGUGCAAGGAUCACUUUGAAAGUCUAUUGAGAAUUGAUUCCUUGAAAGAAGUUAAUAUGCCUUCGCUUGCUGCUGCCACAACAUCGAAGUCAAAUGCUGAUAGUUGCCCCAGUGGGUCUUCCCAAGUCACAAUAUCGUCAAGCACCAGGAUGAUGGAAGAUGGGAGCAGCCUGUCUCAAGUAUCAUCUGGAGAUGUAGACGAGAAUGCAAUACUGAAAGUAAUGGAAUUUCUAGCUCUGCCUAGAGCAGAUGCCAUCCAUCUUCUUGGACAGUACAAUGGAAAUGCUGAGAUGGUCAUUCAGCAAAUAUUUGCUUAA